AUGUCGGUCCCCAACUUCUCUGACAUUGCCAAGCCGGCCAACGACGUGAGUCCUGCUCUCCGAUUGCUGUCCUCAUUCGCCCGAGAGGACGACGGGGGCCACGAAGCGCCCAAUUGCCGACGACAGACCGCCCAAUCACCGCCGUUUUGGAUUGGAUUUGGGUGGGAUGUCGAGAGCAUCCUGCUGAACAAGGACUUCUACCACCUGUCCGCCGGCACGCUCGAGGUCAAGAGCAACACCCCCAACAACGUCGCCUUCAAGGUCAACGGCAAGAACAGCCACGAGAAGACCACCACCGGCACCAGGGUAUGCGUCGGGAGAGGCCCUUUCCGCGAAGAACAUCGUCGGAUGGCGAUAGGCGAGAGAGACGCAUGGGACAAACAUGCCGGCCUUACGACUGCAACUGCACGACUGGCUAGCGUUCGGUGUAUCGAGGGCAAAUACACCGACAGAUCUCUUGGUACGGCAGCACCCAGCAAAAGCAACCACCACAAGUCACGACACCAACGCCAUGUAUCCCACAAUGCAUCUGUAGAUGGUGGCAGCCACGAACAUGCGUCUCGUGGAGCGCCGGACCCUUCUUCAUCACCUCCCCCCUUCACAUCCGGCAGCAAGGAUGUUGCCGACCGGACACGGACAGCCAAGUCGCUUCCGUUGUUGCCGGCUUCUGAAGCCUCUUCCUCUCACUCCUCCUCUCCAGACAUCUCCUCUCCUUCUCUCACUCCUGCUUCCUCUCACCGCCACCCUUCCUCCUCCUCCUCCCCCUCCUCCUCCAAAUCCCACAAAUCUCCCAAGUCCCUCCAAAAUGUCAGCGUCGUCCUGUCUCGCAUUGGCGGUUCCACAAGUGGCCUGCCCGUCGAGGCGGCGAUUGCGCUCUCCCCGAAAGUUUCGACCCUGCUAAUGUUUUACCGUCGCACAGGCCUGACCGUCACCCAGACCUGGAACACGGCCAACGCCCUUGAGUCCAAGCUCGAGCUUGCCGACUCGCUGGCCAAGGGCCUCAAGGCCGAGGGUGUCUUCUCGUUCCUGCCCGCCACCCAGGCCCGCGGUGCCAAGUUCAACCUGCACUUCAAGCAGAGCAGCUUCCACGGCCGCGCCUUCUUCGACCUGCUCAAGGGCCCCACCGCCAACGUCGAUGCCGUCAUCGGCCACGACGGCUUCCUGGCUGGUGCCUCGGCCGGCUACGACGUCAACAAGGCCGCCGUGACCAGCUACAGCGCCGCCGUCGGCUACCAGGCCCCCACGUACUCUGCCGCUGUCACGGCCAGCGACAACCUGAGCAUCUUCGCCGCCAGCUACCACCACAAGGUCAACAGCCAGGUCGAGGCCGCCGCCAAGGCCAUCUGGAACUCCAAGAGCGGCAAUGCCGUCGGCCUCGAGGUCGCCACCAAGUACCGCCUCGACCCCCUGUCGUUCGUCAAGGCCAAGAUCAACGACCGCGGUGUCGCUGCCGUUGCCUACAACGUCCUGCUCCGCGAGGGCGUCACCUUCGGCAUUGGCGCCUCGUUCGACACCCAGAAGCUCGACCAGGCCACCCACAAGGUCGGCACCAGCUUCACCUUUGAGGCUUAA
Messenger RNA from Sporothrix schenckii 1099-18, 1572 nucleotides. RefSeq names its product voltage-dependent anion channel protein 2. Gene Ontology annotation, biological process: monoatomic anion transmembrane transport. The record is from RefSeq and is a predicted model, not a curated record. The transcript is spliced from 4 exons. The coding region runs from base 1 to 1572 and encodes 523 amino acids. Gene Ontology annotation, molecular function: voltage-gated monoatomic anion channel activity. Lineage: Eukaryota; Fungi; Ascomycota; Sordariomycetes; Ophiostomatales; Ophiostomataceae. Gene Ontology annotation, cellular component: mitochondrial outer membrane.